AUGUUUCAAAUCACAAGACGUAGUGCAAAAUUAUUUAGUACAAAUCUUAGUGCUUUGAGAAAAUACUCAGAUACCCCUAAUGUAUCAACUCUAAAAGGUGGUGAAAAUAUUUUGUAUUUGUCAUUACAAAAAAAAUUUCCUCAAGCCAAAGAAAUCAAAAUCAAAGAUAUUUCAGGUGGUUGUGGUGCAAUUUUCGAAGUAUUUAUUUCCACGACAGAAUUCAAGGGAAUGAGUAUGGUAAAACAGCACCAACUUAUUACCGAAGUUUUAAAAGAUGAAAUUAAGUCAAUGCAUGGGAUCCGAAUACAUACAGAAAUACCUGUUGAAAAUAACAAAUAG
Molecule: messenger RNA, 339 nt
Organism: Macrosiphum euphorbiae (potato aphid)
Lineage: Eukaryota; Metazoa; Arthropoda; Insecta; Hemiptera; Aphididae
Source: the annotation of a GenBank genome assembly